UAUCCGUAAUCUAUUUUAAACUAAAUUUAUAAGGUGAUAAGAUUUAAAUUAAUAAUUAGAGGAAGAUACUACAAUAACAACCUUUUGUUGGCUGUACUUUUUUAUGAGAGCGAAUUUGUUAUCAAAAUCUUAAGAUAUCAAAGUUCAACUUUCGUAAUAUAUUUAUUCUGUAUUCAAUAAUCAUCAAGUUGUUUGUCAGCUUGUAAGUAAAGCAGUGCUACGUAAGAUUUUGUCAAAAAUGGCUGGUGCCGGAUCUGUUACUCGUUUAAUUCUAGGUAAAAGUUUGAUGACCGGCCGUGUUUCAACUAUCGUCAAUGCCGAUUUUGUGAAGUUCUACAGCGUUGCACCAUCAUAUGAAAACAUCAUAGUUGAUGUAGUUGGUACGAAGAAAAAUGUAGGCCUUAUCCAACUAAACAGACCUAAGGCACUGAAUGCACUCUGCAAGCCUCUGUUUCAGGAGAUUGGUAAAGCAGUGAAGGACUUUGAAAACAAUGAUAGUAUUGCAACCAUCAUCAUCACCGGCAAUGAGAAAGCAUUUGCGGCUGGUGCAGACAUCAAGGAAAUGCAAAACAAUACCUACAGCACAAAUCAAAAACAAGGUUUCCUUCAAGAAUGGGAAGAUAUCAGCAAUUGUGGGAAACCGAUCAUUGCUGCUGUCAAUGGAUUCGCUCUAGGCGGUGGGUGCGAAUUAGCCAUGUUAUGCGACAUUAUUUACGCCGGUGAAAAAGCAAAGUUCGGACAACCAGAGAUUAAUAUCGGCACGAUCCCCGGCGCGGGCGGCACCCAGCGCCUGCCACGGUACGUCGGCAAAUCUAAAGCCAUGGAAAUUGUACUCACCGGCAACUUCAUAGAUGCCCACGAAGCCGAAAAGAUGGGCUUAGUCAGCAGAGUAUUCCCAGUCGACAAGCUUCUAGAAGAGACCAUUAAACUGGCAGAAAGAAUCGGCACCCAUUCGCCGCUGAUAGUGAAGAUGGCCAAGCAGGCAGUGAAUCAAGCCUAUGAGACAACGCUUCGUAGUGGUUUGCAAUAUGAGAAGUCGCUCUUCUACGGCACUUUCGCAACGGUUAGUACUAUUUAUGGCGAGUUCCAUGGCGAGGACCGCGCAAACUAUAGUAAUGGAAUUUUUAAAGACACAAUGGAUUACUUAUUCCUUUGCUGCUCCUUUGUAAGAAAAGUUUGAGAUCUACAAAAUUUGUUCUAAAAUAAUCCUUUUUCGUUUACAGGAGGACCGUAAGGAAGGAAUGACUGCCUUUAUUGAUAAGAGAGCACCGAAUUUCAAGAAUGAAUAAGAUUUUCGUCCCUUAUCGAUUUUAUGCCAUUUAUAGUGUUAAGAAAAAAUGCAAUAUUCCAAUUUUGUAUUGUUGUUACAUAUAAAUCAUGUUAGAAAUAUAUAUAUUUUUAAUACAG
This is a messenger RNA of Diatraea saccharalis (sugarcane borer), 1407 nucleotides long. The record is from the annotation of a GenBank genome assembly. NCBI's taxonomy places the organism in Eukaryota, Metazoa, Arthropoda, Insecta, Lepidoptera, Crambidae.